AUGGAGGGAAGGCACAAUCCCAACGAUGCAGAAAUAGACUCCAUUGCAUCUCCAUUCACUGAAAGCAACAAAGGACUAUAUUACGGUGAAGGUGUUAGUAACAAUAUGAACAGUGUGAGGGGGAAUACAAGAGGUGGCUUGAGAGGGAAUGUGAGGGGCAGCGCAAGGGGAAGUGUAAGGGGCAGCGUCAGAGGAAACGCUAGAGGAAACGCGAGAGGAAAUGCCAGGAAUAGUCAAAUGAAUAUGUACAAGGAUAUGAACGAAGGGAACAGCGAUUACGACCGAGCAACAAGUAUCCAUAGCCCUGAUCCAUUUAGUAAUUCAACUUACCAAUCAAAUAACAUUAGUGGUGCAAACGCCAUCACUGCACCCACUAGUAUUUCAAACGAUGCAGGUAGCGCUGCUAAUCAUAUGAUGGGUUCUAUAAAGAAUCCCCUCUACAGUAAUGCUAAUGGCAGUGGAGGUGGUCCAGACGGCAAUGGUCUCCCCACUGACAAGUCAAGUAACUUCUCCCAAUAUAACGACGGCUUUCUCGACCACACGGAGAUUAGCCACAUGAAGGGCAAAAAUUUUGCCAAACGAGUUGGAAAAAAUUUAAACCUCAAUGGUAUAAACGUAGGAAAAGGGAACAUCAACAGUGUGGGCAGUGGUGGAGGUAGCCAAAAUCAUUUUGGUGUUAAUAAAAACGCAAAGGGGUUUAAAAAUCGAUUCAAUCAUUUUAGCAAAAAUGCCGUGAAGCCCGGUUUGGCUAAGCAAGACGUUGGGUGGGACCAUAUGGGCAAUGCUGCUCUGCUUGGCGGAGAUGAGAGAGAAGGAGAGAUGGACAUAGACAGCAACGAGGGUCAGCAGGAAGGCUUCUCCCCUUAUAACCCACGCAGUGAGUUUUACCACCCAAAUGACUCGGUGAAUCGUGUGGGGGGCGCUGGCGAUGUGGACUCUAGCGAUCCAUUCAGGGAAGGUAACAACAUACCUUUAGGCAUACCCAACGAUGCAGAAGUGAAUAAUGUGAGCAACCAACACAUGGCGAUGGAUAAGGCACACCCGAGUAACAACAUACACAUGGUGAGGAAUGACAAAAAUAAUGCCACCAUGAAUUAUACUAAUGUUGGGAAAAAAAGAAAAAAUAUGAAAUUUGAUAAUAACACGCUUCAAAAAAAUAAGCAAAAAAAAAAUUAUUAUAAGUCCUUUAACGAUUCUUUAAAGAGGUAUAGCAAUAACUCGCUCAAAAUUGUCAACACGAAUGUAAAUGAGGGAGGCAAUUCCUCUUUUUACGGCAAUGGGGAGGGUGAAAAUGCGCUAAUGGAUAUGAAUUUGGGUGUGAAUACACUUGGCGGUCAGGUGCAGGCACAUGGGAAUGACAGCGCUGUAGUGGACGCCGCAAAUAAAAGCAACAAUGCAACGAAUAGCGGCGCACUGAACACCGGUUCACCGAGCGCCGCCGCCAGGGGAACAAAGAUGGCCGGCCGAAACAGCCACGUCAGUAACUUCUACCCCAGCAUGAAGAAGAAACCGUUUAACAACAUGACCUUCUCGCUUAACAAAUAUCUCAACUCAUAUGUCAACUUUGACCGAAUUAAAAAUAAAAAAAUUAAGAAUGAAAAAGUGAUAAAGAAAGGAAGUGGCGUGCGUGCAGCGGCGAUGGGCGGUAGGAAUGAUGCGGAUAUGGGUCAUAGCACCUUGGUGAACGCAGAACAAAAUUUUGAUGAUCACAACGCCGCAGACCAGAAUGGUGAUGAAUCUGCUGGUAGUUACAGACAUGGGUCGAGCGAAUUUGCCCAGGUGGGAAACCCUAGCGGAGGGAACCUCUCCCAGUUGAGUAACGUCGCCAAGAGUCUUAACCUGGAGUUACUAAAAAAUUUGAGAGACAGCCUUCAAAAUGAAAUGAGGGGGGGUGGAGGCAAUAAGGAUGGCUCGAAGGUGAGGACCAGCUAUCCUAGCUACAUCGAGUGCCUCAGUGAUGUGUCUGAAAUUAGUGAUGAAGAGCAGGGAGGGGAUGCAAGCGAUAAGGGGAAGGAUAAAAAUGCGUUCCCCAAGUGGACUAACAACAUGGGUGCAGGGGUAACGGCAGCAGGGAUGGGUGGUGAGGCCAACGGGACCUCUUUUCCCCCCGCUGCUAGCGCAGGGGGCGUGACACUUGCGUAUGGCACCAACCAGGCACCUUACGGCAAGACGGAUCUAAUGCAGAAUUUGUAUGGUCUCUACAAAAGUGAUAGGGGGGUUAAUGCAAAUUCGAAUGUGAAGGAAGAAAUUAGUGCUGAACAAUCAUCAGGAGGAAAGCCUUUCCAAGGAGGAGUUGAAUCAAACAACAAUUAUCACCACUACCCAGAUAACCAUUCUGCGCAAGACAAGGAGGAAAGUAGAGCAGGCAAAAAAGGGGCCUCGUUUGCAAGCCCAAAUAAUAACGUCGAUAUGGACCAAUUGGGGGAAGAAGAAAACGAAGAAGAGGAAGAGGAGCAAGACGAAACGGAACCGUACGAACAAAUGAGAAACGAAGAUUUGUUUAUUAAUUCCUAUAUGCCCUACCCCCCAGAAAAAUACAGUAGUAUGUACGAAUUGCACGAAAUAAAAAUAUUAUCCCCUCAUAUAUUGAAAACGAAAUUUCACAAGGAAGGAAAAGGCACUUAUCAUUCGUCCCUAAAGGAGGGGAAACUAAUUCUACUUCUCGACCUGGAUAACACAUUACUACAGGCCACAUCAUUUGCAAAAUUUAAUAUGGAAUUGCCUUUGGAAAAUUUUGUUGAUGAAAAUGGAGAACCCGAGUUAUAUAAAUUUUUCCUACCCUAUUAUAACUUUUUCUAUUACUUAAAAUUUAGACCCUAUGUACGUCAGUUUUUACAAAUUCUAUCUUUAUAUUAUGAACUGUCCAUUUAUACCAAUGCGACUAGAGAGUAUGCAGAUGUGGUUAUUGCCAUUUUGGAUCCUGAUAGAACCCUUUUUGCUGAUAGAAUUGUUGCUAGAUGUAAUUCUGCUGAUAGGGAAGAAAAUAAAUAUUUUUCCAAAAUAUAUCCUAAUGUGGACUCCAAGUAUGUUAUUGCUUUUGAUGAUCGAAAAGACGUUUGGACCGACAUUCCUCAUUCACAUAUUUUAAAAGCAGAACAUUAUAAUUUUUUUGACCUAAGUAAAUAUGAUAUAAUUUCUCAUUUUAAAGAACCCAGUACAUGUAAGAAAAGGUUCGUUGACAUGGACAUGCAUCUCCAUUUCAUGACCAAAGUUCUGCUCAAAUUACACAAACUUUUUUUCGAGCGACCAUUGGAAGUAAAUGUCGGAAGACUCAUUGACGAAAUUAUGUUCAGCACAUUAAGUAAUGUGGGUGUAUAUUUUACAGGCUUUAGAAAAAACUCCAAAAAUUCUCAACAUGUCCUUUCAUCAGAUUGUGAAGAUAGGCAAAAAGAAAUAGCUUUAGAAUUGGGCGCAAAAAUUUAUAAUAAUUAUGACCUGCCUGGAGUUACACAUAUUAUUGCUGCAAAAAAUUGUACUGAUAAUUUAAUCAAAUCGAAAAAUGCUAAUUAUAAUCAUAUACAAAAGGUGCAUACCUUGUGGCUUUACCAUUGUAGAGGUACACUGCAAAGUGGGGACUGCUCCUACUUUGAUGCAGAUGAGCUGUGCAAAAUUUACAAUAACAAACCACCCCUGCACCCUAAAAAGGAUCACUGGUUUUUUGGUAAUAAGGAAGAAAUGAGGAAGCAAGAUGAUACUAGUGAAUGCGUAAAAAUAGAAAAUCUUAAAUCGAGAAUUUUCUUGGGUACAGGUGAAUACACCAACGACGCAGUUAUAUGCUCGCCACUCGAACAGAUCAACAUUAAGUGGAUUGAAAAGGAAGUCAAGUUAAGGCAAAUUUAUGACACCCCCGGCGCUGCUACUUCUCCUUCUUCCCCUGGUGGGGCGGCAGGCGACGGACUGCAGCGUGAUGAAGCCACAAUGCGCGAGAGGAACCCACACACGGAAAUGAGCCCCCUUGGCGAACACAUGGACGAGGAUGACAAUUUUACCUAUGAGAAUGACAACGGGGAGGAGGAGGAGGACGAGGACGAAGAGUCGGAGGACGGGCAGCAAGGGCAGCAAGCGGAGGGCACCGGAAUGGGCAGCGCAACCAGCUAG
Molecule: messenger RNA, 4098 nt
Organism: Plasmodium fragile
Lineage: Eukaryota; Apicomplexa; Aconoidasida; Haemosporida; Plasmodiidae
Exons: 1
Coding region: 1-4098 (1365 amino acids)
Molecular function (GO): RNA polymerase II CTD heptapeptide repeat phosphatase activity
Source: RefSeq, a predicted model, not a curated record